GAGCAGCGGUAGCGGCUUCAGUUCUAGGCUACCCGGCCGCCCGGGCAGGAACAGAGGGAGAGGAGCUACCGCCCAACGCCGCCCCUGCGCUCGGGGGCCCUGAACCCGCCCGGCUGCCGCUAACCUCCGUUCUUCCUCUGGACUGAGGAGUGCGCAGCUGGUAUCAGAGCCGAGAGGGCAAGGGAGGGCAGCGCGCAUGGCCUCGGCAGGCGCGCGGCGACUCCCGGCCGGGACGCGCGCGGCGGCCAGGGGCUGCAGCGGCCUCUCCCUGCGCCCGGCCCCGCCCCCGGUCCCUCCGCGACCGCCGGUCCCAAUGAGAUUUCUGAUCUCCUGCAGCCUCUUCUUGCCCCGGGCUGCCCAGGUCUUGGCGGCUGAGGCUGGCUUACCUCCCAGCCGUUCCUUCAUGGGCUUUGCUGCCCCCUUCACCAACAAGCGAAAGACUUACUCCGAGCGUAGGAUCAUGGGGUACUCAAUGCAGGAGAUGUACGAGGUGGUAGCCAAUGUCCAGGAGUAUCGUGAGUUUGUGCCCUGGUGUAAGAAGUCUUUGGUGGUAUCCAGCCGCAAAGGUCACCUGAAGGCCCAGUUGGAGGUUGGCUUUCCACCUGUUAUGGAACGUUAUACUUCUGCUGUUUCCAUGGUCAAACCUCACAUGGUCAAGGCUGUUUGCACCGACGGCAAGCUCUUCAACCACUUAGAGACCAUUUGGCGGUUCAGUCCUGGUAUUCCUGCCUAUCCCCGAACUUGCACUGUGGACUUCUGGAUUUCCUUUGAAUUUCGUUCUCUGCUGCACUCCCAGCUGGCCACCAUGUUUUUUGAUGAGGUUGUCAAACGGAAUGUCACUGCCUUCGAGCGCCGGGCAGCAACCAAGUUUGGUCCAGAAACAGCCAUCCCCCGUGAACUGAUGUUCCAUGAGGUGCACCAAACUUGAGGCAAAGGAUUGUUCCCUAGCCUCACCUCUCCUCUCCCUCCUCACCCAAUUCUCUUAUUUAUUUCAUUUAGCUCCUGCUCCAAUCUGAGAGAAGAGUCUAUGUUCAUAAUACUGUUCUUCCACUCAAACUGGGCUCUAAGCUGGCUGGAAAUGCUGGGGGAAAGAAAAGGCAGGGAAGUAUGGAAAGGAAUGCUUAGUAUGGAAAGUAGUAUGGAAGUAUGGAAAGGAAAGUAUGCUUAGGAAAGGGUCAGGCUCAUCUUGAGAGCCCAUAUGCCUGAUGCCUGCAACCUUCUCACACUGAAUUAUAAUCAGGACUGUAUGGUUGUCUCUGAGCUCUUGUCAAGGUGCCUUAGUGUCUGACCAGGGGAAGACAGCAACCUUUCUUAGGACUGAAUAAACUGAAUUCCUUUCUCUGACACAGAGCUACUGGGUAGUCAGUAACUUUGCCUGCUCUUGGUGAAGGGGCAGGAUAAGAACCCUGAUAAAUAAAGGGAUAUUUGCUUGUGGCAGGGGAUGAGGAGGGAGGUUUACUAUUUUUAAUGUCCUCAGCCCCUCAGGAGAUGCCUGAGAUCUGGCCCCAGCUUGAAAUCUGUAUGACCUCACUUUAAGAAUAGUUCCAUGCUGCCUGGCUAGUGGAGAGCAAGGGGCUUUCUCCCCAUCAUUGCCACAGGGGGAAAGGAGCAAAAGAGCACUGAACAGUUAUACUCUUGGGUUGUACCUUAUUCUUCCACUCCUGAGUUUUUAUAAAAUUUCAAUAAAUUAAUUGUGACAGUAUGAA
This is a messenger RNA of Lagenorhynchus albirostris (white-beaked dolphin), 1706 nucleotides long. RefSeq names its product coenzyme Q10A (gene COQ10A). Gene Ontology annotation, molecular function: ubiquinone binding. Gene Ontology annotation, cellular component: mitochondrion. NCBI's taxonomy places the organism in Eukaryota, Metazoa, Chordata, Mammalia, Artiodactyla, Delphinidae. The record is from RefSeq and is a predicted model, not a curated record. The transcript is spliced from 5 exons. Gene Ontology annotation, biological process: cellular respiration; ubiquinone biosynthetic process. Bases 197 to 928 code for a protein of 243 amino acids.